AUGCUAACACUUGAACUGCUCAAGCUUGGGAUACUGACACUUGAACUGCUGAAGCUUAGUAUGCUAAUACUUGAACUGCUCAAGCUUGGGCUACUGACAAAUGAGCUACUCAAACAUGGGAUGUUGACACUUGAACUGCUCAAGCUUGGGAUACUGACACUUAAACUUCUCAAGAUUGGGAUGCCAAUAUUUGAACUAUUUAAGCUUGGAAUGCUAACACUUGAACUGCUCAAACUUGGGAUACUGACACUUAAACUUCUCGAGAUUGGGAUGCCAAUAUUUGAACUAUUUAAGCUUGGGAUGCUAAUACUUGAACUGCUCAAGCUUGGGAUACUGACACUUGAACUUUUCGAGAUAGGGAUGCCAAUAUUUGAACUAUUUAAGCUUGGGAAGCUAAUACUUGAACUGCUCAACUUGGAUACUGACAAAUGA
Messenger RNA from Penaeus vannamei (Pacific white shrimp), 432 nucleotides. NCBI's taxonomy places the organism in Eukaryota, Metazoa, Arthropoda, Malacostraca, Decapoda, Penaeidae. The record is from RefSeq and is a predicted model, not a curated record.